Hevea brasiliensis (rubber tree) is the source of this 2250-nucleotide messenger RNA. Its product is annotated as monogalactosyldiacylglycerol synthase 2, chloroplastic. The record is from RefSeq and is a predicted model, not a curated record. NCBI's taxonomy places the organism in Eukaryota, Viridiplantae, Streptophyta, Magnoliopsida, Malpighiales, Euphorbiaceae. The transcript has 8 exons. The coding region runs from base 462 to 1877 and encodes 471 amino acids. Gene Ontology annotation, molecular function: hexosyltransferase activity. Gene Ontology annotation, biological process: glycolipid biosynthetic process.
CGACAUAAGUAAAUACCCAAAAAACAAAGGGCAGGUUAGCAAAAAUCCAAAAUAGAACCUCAACAUAGAGUAGCGAAAAAGAUUCGAAUCUUCCCAUCCGAACAUUCCAAAAUAAAAUGCGGAUCUGACGGUCAUAAAUUCUUCCAAUAGAAUUAUUCUUUGGCACAAUGCCAUCUCCCACACACAAAUUUAACCCAUCAUUACAUUGCCAACUCACACACACAAAUCUUAAACACGCCAUCCUAAACAUUAACAAUUCCAAAUUCCCUCCCCCUCUCCUUCUCGGCCGGAGAAUCCCAUAUUCUGGUGGCGGGAACGGAAAUUUGACCGUUGGAACCACCUGGGUUUCUUUCUUUCUUCUUUCCUUAUAAUUAUUAUUGUUAUUAUUAUUUUCUUUGUUUGAACGUUAGUUGGCUCCGUUAGUUUGGUUGGUUGGUUGGUUUGUUUUUUUUUGCUCGGAAAUGGUGACGAAAGUGGCGUCUCCGAGGAAGGCGUCGAUGACGGAGGUUUUGCAGAGAGCUUAUGGGAAUUUUAGCGCCAAUAGUAGUAGCGGGUAUAGUAACAACAACCACCAUCAUCAUCAACCCAAGAAAUAUAUGAUUCACGAGACUGAGGAUGAUUUUGAGCAAGAAGAUGGGACUAUGGAGCUGGUCCAGAUUGGCGCUGAAAGAACCAAGAAUGUGUUGAUCAUCAUGAGUGACACCGGAGGUGGCCAUCGUGCUUCUGCUGAAGCCAUUCGUGAUGCCUUCAAGAUGGAGUAUGGCGAUGAAUACAGUGUAACUGUGAAGGAUGUGUGGAAAGAGUACACAGGGUGGCCAUUGAAUGACAUGGAAAGACAAUACAAAUUCAUGUUGAAACAUUUACAGCUAUGGAAGGUUGCAUUUCAUAGUACUUCUCCGAGAUGGAUACACGGUUGCUACCUUGCAUUCAUGGCUGCCUACUACGCCAAGGACGUGGAGGCAGGUCUAAUGGAGUACAAACCAGACAUUAUCAUUAGCGUUCAUCCAAUGAUGCAGCAUAUUCCUUUAUGGGUUCUUAAAUGGCAAGGCCUGCAAAAGAAAGUGAUUUUCGUUACAGUGAUUACAGACCUCAAUACCUGUCAUCCUACAUGGUUUCAUCCUGGAGUCAAUAGAUGUUACUGCCCUUCAAAGGGGGUAGCCAAGAGAGCUGCACUCGAUGGCCUAGAAGAUUCUCAAAUCUGUGUUUUUGGCUUGCCCAUCCGGCCUUCUUUUGCCCGUGCAGUUCUUUCAAAGGAUGAACUAAGGGAAGAGCUCCAGAUGGAUCCUCAUUUGCCUGCGGUUUUGCUAAUGGGAGGUGGUGAAGGUAUGGGUCCCGUUAGGAAAACUGCAGAGGCUCUAGGAGAAUCACUUCGUGAUAAGAAGUUUGAUAAACCAAUUGGGCAAUUAAUUAUUAUAUGUGGGCGAAAUAAGGUUCUCAAGUCUACAUUGGAAUCUCUGGAUUGGAAGAUCCCAGUGAAGGUUAGAGGAUUCGAGACGCAGAUGGAGAAAUGGAUGGCAGCUUGUGACUGCAUAAUCACAAAAGCUGGACCUGGUACAAUUGCAGAGGCAUUGAUUAGAGGCCUUCCUAUUAUUCUCAAUGAUUACAUUCCUGGGCAAGAAAAGGGCAAUGUGCCUUAUGUAGUAGACAAUGGCGCUGGUGUGUUCACCAGAAGUCCUAAAGAAACUGCAAGAAUUGUGACUGAAUGGUUUAGCACGAAGUCGGAUGAACUCAAGAGGAUGUCAGAGAAUGCACUUAAGCUAGCCCAACCGGAGGCAGUGUUCGACAUUGUAAGAGACAUUCACAAGCUUGCCCAAGAACGUGGUCCUCUAGCCAAUAUGCCCUACAUAUUGACAUCAUCAUUCACACGUCUAAUUUGAUUGAUAAAUCGAUCGAUGUCUUCCACUACAAGCUAUAACACUAAGGUUUGUCCCACUGCAAUGCAAUGUAUAUCUAGCUCAAAUAUUAUCAUUCUUUGUCCUCAGGGGAUUUGAACACCAAAAAUGAAGUGUAAAAUUCUGGCAAACAAGCUCUUAUAUCAAUAAGGGAAAAAGGGAGGGGGAGUGGGGGAGGUUGUGGUGGAGGGACGGGGAUGAACUUUUGAACAGAAACAAUGAUGUGUAAAUUCUGUUAAGCUUGUUUUGAUGUUUGAAAAGGUUAUGAUAUUUUGGGUAUUCUUGGGAGAAGUUAGGAUUGUUGUGAAAUUUAAUUGUGUUGUAAUUUAUUCUUAAUUGCCAGUGUUUCAGUUGUUUA